Dujonia railenensis is the source of this 3120-nucleotide messenger RNA. The record is from the annotation of a GenBank genome assembly. Lineage: Eukaryota; Fungi; Ascomycota; Pichiomycetes; Serinales; Debaryomycetaceae.
AUGUCGAAUGAUGUGGAAAGUAUGUCUUCAGAUAAUAUAUCUGAAUCCAAAAAAAUUGAGUCCAAAGGGAAGCUUGGUGAGGGAGAAAUCGAGGGUACUGUAGAUGCGGAAGACGUUGGGGUACUUCUGGAUGAAAAGCUGGCCCUGGAUCAGGUCGAACAUUCGAAGGAGUUGAAUUGGACAGAGAACCAAGAAGCUGUAAUCAUUGGCGAAGACGAAGACGUAGAAGAAGGAGAAAUAGACAAUAAAAAGACUGUGAAUGGAAUCGGAAACUACCCUGAUAGCGGAGAAGAAUCAGACGCUUCAGAUAGUAAUGAACAUUUUUACGAAAGCAUAGAUGAUCCCACAGAUGCUUCAUUCAACACGCACACAACACAUUCUUCUAAGAAUUCAAGUCGAGAGUCUAGCCCUUUCAUUCUGAACCCAGAUGUAGGGGCUGAUGUUCCGGAAAUUCGACUACAAGAUUAUGCUCACCUAUCUUCCCCCGAAAGGUACGGUGAUUUGCUUAAUGAUUCCAUUAGUGGGGCUCUCAGCGACGAAGACGAGUAUAAUGGCAAUGGCCUAGAAGAGGAAUUGGAAACAGUUAAUGAAACCAACUUGCAUCAUGAAGCUAGCGAGCCAAAAGAUAUGGUAAUUUCACCUUUGCUUAAGCAGAAUUCAUCGUCAUUUGGUUCGUCCCCGCGUUCAUACAACACAAGCAAUAUCAGCAACCACAGAUUGGAAAAUGGUAUACACAACAAUUCUUCGUUUGUCCAAUACGAUGAAACUGGAUUUCAGUUGGACACAGAUUUGGACUUGGACGUAGAAAAGCCAAGGUCAACGGGAGCAAUUUCCCGAAGCAAAUCAACACCAUGGAGAAGAUUACGGUCUUCUAAGAUUUAUUCAAAUCUCCCCAAUGUUGCAUAUACAGAUCAGGCUGAUUUAACUACUGAUACUGUUGCCAUCAAUAACAAUCACAAUAAUAACGAUGAAACUAAGAGCAAUAACAACUUUUAUGCAUCGUCAAACACUGCUAAAGUGGAAGAACUCAAUAAACAGAUUGUGGGAUACAGAAUUCAGAUUAAGUUUCUUAGGGAUUACCUCCAAGAUCUAAUCAGAAGGAGCGAAAUUGUUGGGACUCGCGAUGGGAAUAACCUCGAGGAUAUGAUUCAAUUUCAGAGAAACCACUUGCCCUUAGGUGACCUGCUAUCUAUACACGCCGAGCAGGCGCAUUAUGAGAAACUUCUUCUGGAAAUCGAGUCAUUGACACUGAAACUUAAAGAACAAGAUAACGAAUAUAAUGAAAUAUGUAAGCUCAACGAGGAUCUAUAUGGUAAUCUUGAAGUUUUCCAGAAUGAUUUGAUCAACAAAGAAAAUUUAUUGAACAAGUCCAGAGAACAAAUCAUCGACUGGUGCAAGCUGUUGGAUAACAUUUUGAUAGAGUUGGUUAAGGGAAGCGGUCAAAGUAGUGGCAAUGAAAUCCAAGAGCAUCUCGAAAUUACCGCAAACGAGGUGCAAAAUGCUGAGCUCUUGACAAAGAAGAUAGAACUAGCUCACAUUCAUUUGAUUACUUCAGUUGCCGAACAGCAGGCAAGAAAUGCCGACGAAAUGGAAGACUAUGUGAAGACCAUUGAACAACUUGUUCAAUCAGUACAAUCAUUGAAAUCUCAAGUAACAUAUCACACACAGAAUACAUCUAAUGUAGAAUCACAAUUAAACAACGAGAUUGAAUCAUCACAGAGAUUAAAGCAAAAGUAUCAUCAAAUCAAUCGAAAAUUGAAUCAAAUAACUGAGUCUCACAAUAACAAUGACGUGACUGAUAGAAGCGUAUUGAGUUCAUCCUUUGUUUCACCUUCUAGGUAUCAAAAUUCACCGCAUAGUCAAGCCUCUAUAUCGCCUACAAAGCAGUACGAAUAUGAGCAGAUGAAAAGUGAGAAUCUUAGACUUCAAUCCGUCAAAGAAGGUGUUGAUGCUAAAUUGGAGGAGUACCAAAACAUAAUAGACCACCUUCAAGAAGAAGUGAACGGCUUAAAGGGUGCUGAUGACAAUCGUGACUUGAGUCAUACUGAACUCAAUGCGAACCAAAAGGGAAUUCAAUCACUUCACGAGGAGUUACAAGAGCUUACUGAAGCAUACAGAAGCUUGCAGAAGGAUUCCACAAAGACGAUUAACUCCUUAACUAGCCAACUCAAUAACAAGAAGAAUGAAAGCAUAGCCUUAAAGGCGGGCGGAAACGCUACCGAGAGGUUGAGACAAGACUUGGAUCUGGCCAUUGAAAAACAGAGAAUAUUGCAAGCUGAGAAAAUCAGGCUAACAUACAACGUGGAAUCAUUAAGCAACGACAAGGCAGCAUUACAGGCCAAUAUAUCUAGCCUCACGGAACAAGUUACUCAAUAUGCCACAGGUUUAAAUUCUAAACAAGAAUCAGAAUCGAAUGACGCUGCUAAAUUGAAAAUGCUAGAAUAUCACUUUGAAGAGUUUGUCCUGUUUGAUAUUGUGAAAUUUCAAAAAUUACUAAACUCUUUCAUUAAAAUAGCAGAUGAUGUAUCUUUGAAAGAUCCUAAAAAGAAAAUCGAAUGGCUUACGAAAAACAUUAUUAGAAAUUCAGAGGAAAAUGAUAGAAAAUGGGACGCUUUGGGGGGUUUAAAGAAACCUUAUCAGUAUCAUCAGUCUGUGUUCGAUUAUUUUGUAAGAGCUGUUGAUAUUAUUGUUCAUGAUCAUGUAAAGCUAUUAUUGAAGGAGGGAGAGGAAAGCAGAAAGAAGGGAGCCUACAUUUUGAAAUUACAGCAGAGGAUAGAUGAGUUAAAUGCCGUGAACGAUGCAUUGACAGAUGUGUCCGAGGUUACGAACAAUCAACAACAGCAACAGCAUCAACAGCAUAGGAGGCUAUCACAUACGAAACUGAUAUUACAAAUGAGCAGCGCUAGGGUGAUAAAGCAGAAUGAAGAAGAAAACAGUGCCGAUCAGUCUGAAGAUACGUUUGGAUCUCCACGUACUAAUUUGAGGUUGGAAGAAUUAACGAAUAGAUGGAAGGCUGAAAGAGAAGCAAGAGUCUACGAGAAUAAAGCAGCGCAAAAGAGGUUAAGAGAGUUGGAGGUAGAAAAUGCUAAACUUCGUGUAGAGUUAGCUCGUAAUGGCUAA